Molecule: messenger RNA, 345 nt
Organism: Pleurotus ostreatus (oyster mushroom)
Lineage: Eukaryota; Fungi; Basidiomycota; Agaricomycetes; Agaricales; Pleurotaceae
Exons: 4
Coding region: 1-345 (114 amino acids)
Source: RefSeq, a predicted model, not a curated record
AUGCAAAACUGGCCGUCCAACCUCCUUGCCGAGCAGCGGCUUCGUCACGUCCUUCUCGACGAACGACAGCUUCGUCAGGUGCAGUUCGUGUCGAGCAACAUAUUGAUCGAGGCGUAUGCUGAAGGAACCCUCUGCACGAUGAACGACAAUGUUCUCAGACGUCGUGCUGAGGUCCACCUUGGGUGGUCGCCCAACACCCUUGACUCUGCGCAAGCACGCUUCGUUGUCUCACAGGUUCGACACGUCAUAUUGUUGCGCCUCAACGAAGCUGCCGCGUCGACCGUUGUCCGGUACACCGUUCUGGGCGUUGCCCUUGAGUCCAUCCGCCACUACUUGCAUUCCUGA